CAGUUUUCCUUUGAACCCUAUCCAAAGGACAUCGAACGGGUCACUCAGGCCCGUAGAAAACUAUACAAUCAUGCCAGCAGCCAGCGCACACAACGCAAGCUGCCCAAGACAGACCGGCCACACCAUCUUCCGCCCAAGUAGAGACGGUAUCGCCUCUCGACCUCCACAGUAAUUCCUCUGGUUACACGCACCUGCAUUAUGAUUUUCCGUCUCUCGGAAAUAACCCUGCGAACUCCAAUUAUAACUUCAACGAUCCAAACUUUGAACUUGAUCUUUGGCCAGAAAACUGUUUCGAGCCAGAUCCAACACUUUUCAACGACUUCAACGACUUAGAUACGAACAUUCAAUUAAUGAACCCCGAAGCCUGGCCAGAGUUGUCUGACUGGGAACUCAACUCCUGGGCUCUAUUGACGGCACCUGAUCCUGGUACAUCAAUGGGACAUCAAAGUCUCUCCCAAUCUCACACUUUUCCUCAAACAAAUUUCUACGACACCUCGCUCGUUUCUUCCAAUCCCCAGUUUCAGCAAAGCGACCUCAACGCUCCCUCGACUUCAUUCAUAGCAACGAAUUCCAAUCCCAGACCAGCCCCAUCCCAACCUACCACCACCACGCUUCAACCUCAACCUCAGCCUCCACGGUCCAAAGCAUCUACCACUCAUACUAGUCCGAGUUCUUCGACAUCCCCGGCAUCUCCGAGUUCAAAGGUACAUAAGAGAACUCUUAACACCCUUGCCGCGCGCCGGUAUCGACAGAAGAGAGUCGAUCAGAUGGCGGAGCUAGAGCAGAAGCUCAGGGAAAGCGAGAAGGAGAAGGAGGAGCUGCAGAUGCGGGUUGCGAGGCUCGAGGGCGAGGUGGAGGUCUUGAGGGGGUUGUUGAGACCUGGUAAAUGAUGUUUUGGAGUGUUAGUGAGAGAGUGAAGGAGGGAGGGAGGGGAAGAGAGGAGAGGGAUGGAAGAAAGGGUCGGACGAUGUCGGUUGGUGAUCAUAAAAUGUAGGUAUCACAUCGGCAAAAGAGUUUCGUCAUAUUCCUCAUUUGAUACUCGGUGAAAAAGUGGAAGUUUCUUACCUGCUUCACAAGCCCGUCAUUCGUAAAAUUCAAAUCAUAAUAAUACACGCAAUCAGAAUUUAAUCUCUCCAUUAUUCUACCUCUUCGUACCUCCCACUAGUUUCCGCUAGUGGAAGCUGGUGGGAGGUACGAACGGGCACAGCGUGCUGCUACCCUUUAUACACCCAUUCUUUCGCUCUUCCCUUCUUACUCUUCCACCCUC
This is a messenger RNA of Hyaloscypha bicolor E, 1267 nucleotides long. RefSeq lists its product as uncharacterized. The transcript is spliced from 2 exons. Gene Ontology annotation, molecular function: DNA-binding transcription factor activity, RNA polymerase II-specific; RNA polymerase II cis-regulatory region sequence-specific DNA binding. The record is from RefSeq and is a predicted model, not a curated record. NCBI's taxonomy places the organism in Eukaryota, Fungi, Ascomycota, Leotiomycetes, Helotiales, Hyaloscyphaceae. Gene Ontology annotation, biological process: regulation of transcription by RNA polymerase II; DNA-templated transcription. Bases 351 to 890 code for a protein of 179 amino acids.